Messenger RNA from Parastagonospora nodorum SN15, 1422 nucleotides. RefSeq lists its product as hypothetical. The transcript is spliced from 3 exons. Lineage: Eukaryota; Fungi; Ascomycota; Dothideomycetes; Pleosporales; Phaeosphaeriaceae. Gene Ontology annotation, cellular component: chromatin. Gene Ontology annotation, biological process: regulation of transcription by RNA polymerase II; DNA-templated transcription. Bases 1 to 1422 code for a protein of 473 amino acids. Gene Ontology annotation, molecular function: zinc ion binding; RNA polymerase II cis-regulatory region sequence-specific DNA binding; DNA-binding transcription factor activity, RNA polymerase II-specific. The record is from RefSeq and is a predicted model, not a curated record.
AUGACCUUUAUGCUCAACUACACUAAUCCCGUGCUCGACCUGGUGUCGGACGCCUUUGCCAUCUCAGAAGCCCAUGCCGAACCACCUCUAAAUCCGGCUGCCGUAGUUGAAUUGCCUGCUGGUUUCUUGCACGAUGAUGACUUUAUGGCUGAUUUGUUCUCCGGGAUAUUCGCAGAUUUUGAUGUGAGCCAAAAUUUGGACAUUGCUCAGGAGACACUUCCAGAGUUUUCAGUGUCUCCCGUCUUAGUCGGGCAUCGCGCCGCAGAACUCAUCGCCCUCCUCAGAGCUCAACAUGAGUCAAUGCAAACCAAGUCUGAAUCCCCAUUUGCCACAAGCAAAGCAAUAAUGGAUCUGGCAAAUGUUGUCUUCACAAGCCACAAUCUAACGGGGUUCAUCGCGGCCUUCUUCCAAUUCUUCCAUCCGCACACACCCUUUAUCCAUCGGGCGACAUUCAACGUGAAUGAAGUGUCUGCCUCUUUAUUGCUCGGGGUUGUUCUCGUUGGGUCCAUCUUCUGCGCGCCGCAAGACGCCGCUCUGUCUGCUCGAUAUUUCUUCGGCCUUGCAGAGGGGCAUGUGUGUCAGCUCCUGCGACAAGUGGCAGCGCAAGGUGAUCAUUUCAAGCACGGAGAGGCUGUCGAGGUUAUACAGUCUGUCGUCCUCGUCCAUGCUCUGCAGGUCAAUUCCAAUCAUGAUGGUAAUCGACGACGCGUCCGCGUCAACUGCUUUUCGGACAUUGUGGCGGCAAUGAGGCAUCUUGGCUUGUUCAGUUCAGGUCGCAAAGAGGGCCGUGAUGAGUGCGGCUGGGAGGAUUUCAUCAAAGAUGAGGUGCAGAUCCGAUUAGCACACAGGGUAUUCACGACCGACUGCAUGAAUACGCUCUUCUUCAAAAGCCCGCCUCAGAUCACCAUUGCUGAAAUGUGUGGGGCGCUCCCAAGCACCUAUGCCUCGUUCGAAACCUCAAAUUCCAUCGAGUUCUCGCGACUAGACGUUGCGUCGGCCGACCUGGGAGGUCGACACAAAAGUCUCAAGGAUUGGCUGAACCUACUGCUCGGCGAGGGUUGGACCGCCAUUGAUCCGUCUGACUUGAAGCUCGUCGAAAUAGAGCAUCUGAUGAGUAUUUUAUUCGCUUUGCACUCUUUGGUCUUCGUCUCGCGAACGGGGCUUCUGCUACCAUCAACCUACCAAGUUCUUCGUCGCGCAACAGAACGGUGGAAAGAGCUUUGGGAUCGUGUUCAGUCGAGAGAUGCCAAUAGGAGAUCGUAUGUCGGCUUCGCCAAAUAUGGACUUGAGCUCUGGUGGCUGGCGCGAAAGGUUGUCGAGGUGUCGCGACUUGAGGGUGAUCGAGGUGCUUACAUGACGAGUGGCCCGUCAGACUCGCUGCAGGAACUGCAUGGCUUCAUACGCCAGUAUUCAGAGAGCUAG